Messenger RNA from Debaryomyces fabryi, 2883 nucleotides. RefSeq lists its product as uncharacterized. The record is from RefSeq and is a predicted model, not a curated record. Gene Ontology annotation, cellular component: cytoplasm. The coding region runs from base 1 to 2883 and encodes 960 amino acids. Gene Ontology annotation, molecular function: zinc ion binding; metalloaminopeptidase activity; peptide binding. NCBI's taxonomy places the organism in Eukaryota, Fungi, Ascomycota, Pichiomycetes, Serinales, Debaryomycetaceae. Gene Ontology annotation, biological process: peptide catabolic process; proteolysis. The transcript has a single exon.
AUGUCAAGCAAAGAAGACAGCGUCAAUGACUUGUCUAGGAAAUUGGAUAAAUCUCAAAUUGAUACGAGUUCAAAGCUUUUGUCAUUGAGAAAUCAAUACAUUCCAGAAUCUUAUGAUUUGCACUUGGACAUUAAUCAUUUGAAGCCAAAUUUCAAUGGUUUAGUUACAAUUGACAUUAAAAAAAACGAUAAAUAUCAUGGGUCGUUUGAUGAUUUCAAAUUAACAUUACAUGCGAGUAAACUUAUUAUUACAAAAGCUGUUUUGGUCGACGGAGAAGACACCACGAACUUAAAAGUGGAAUAUGACCGAGGUAGACAUGAGGUUUCGUUUACAAUUAAUUCUAACUACGAAUGGAAAACUCCAGAAAGGGCAAAAGUUAGCUUGACUUAUAUGGGUCAAAUCAACACCAUCAAAACAUAUAAGGACCAAACAAAGGGGCUCUUUAAGACGAAUUAUUUGGAUUCUAUUUCAGGCAAAUCAAAUAACUAUGUAUUGGCUACCCAUACACAACCUCAUUUCUGUAAAUUGAUUUUUCCCGUGGUAGACGAAUUGAACUUCAAGGUACCUAUCAAAUUGACAAUAGUUACAUUGAGCUCCUUCAAGGUAUUGUCUAAUUCAUCCUUGAUUGCCGAUCCUUUUCCGGUCCCUAUGUCCGAAAAUGCAAGUUUUGCAUUCAAACCAACACCUCCAAUUGCUUCUUCUGUAUUUGGAUUUGUUAUUGGUGAUUUAGAAUACUUAGAGAACAAUGAUCAUGUAGUUCCAGUUAGAGUGUACGCUCCUAUUGGGACGUUACCUUCAUGUUCCUAUCCGUUAUACGUCACCUCCUCCUUAUUGCCAAUAUUGCAAGAAAUGCUUAAUCAUGAAUAUCCAUUGGAUAAGUUGGAUUUUGUUGCAUUGCCAUUCUUAAGUGACGGCGCAAUGGAAAAUUGGGGCUUGGUAACGGUCUUAUCCAGCCAAUUGUUGAUUGAUGAGAGCUCUCACGAAGCAGUUAAACUUCAAGUACGCCAAUUGAUAGCUCACGAGUUAGUCCAUCAGUGGGUUGGGAAUUUGAUUUCCUUUGAUGACUGGUCGAACUUAUGGUUGAACGAGUCAUUUGCUACAUGGUUGGGUAAUUAUUUACUCUACGUUGCUAGGUUAGAUAAAGAGGAUUAUGAGGACGAUGCGUUCGAGAUAAGAUUAUUGCAUGAUCAAGAGACUAGAAUGGAUGAAGAUUGCUUUUAUGACGAAACCACAAAUUCUUCCUCGUUACCUAGCAUUCAUGAAAUUACUUCGAGUAUUAAAUCUUCUUUGUCUGACUCAACUCAAGAUUUAUUUGAUAAGACAGCGUACGAAAAGGGAAUAAUUUUGUUGUCUAUGAUUGGAAGUAUAUUGCAGAAUGAAAAUUCAACCAGAGAAGAUUUCUCAAGGACCAAUUAUUCGAAUAUGCUAAAAGGCGUAUCAAAAGCUAUAGAUAAAUACAAGUUUAGGAAUAUUAAGCCUUUUGAUUUAUGGAAUGUGUUGAAUGAAUUUACAAGCAUUGAUUUAUUGAGCUUUGUCCAUUCGUGGGUAAGAUAUCCUGGUUACCCUAUUGUCAAUGUGACAACAAAAGAUGAUAAAUUAAUAAUUGAACAGCAUAGAUAUUUGUUCAACAAUAAUCCUCAAGAUUUUAACUUGGAAGAUACUCCAUAUCAUUUGCCAUUAUCUAUAAAAUUAAUUGACGAUAAAAAAAAUCUUAAAAUUUUGAACAUUAUGUUGACUGAUAGAAAGGUAGAGGUCCCAAUUCCUUUACAUCAAUUUAUUACAUUAAAUUCCAACAAAUCGGGCUAUUAUAAAGUUGUUUACAGUAAUGAAUUUAUUCCACGUAUAUGUACUAACAUAGUUAAUAACAAUUUUACACCCCAAGAGACCAUUUCUAUAAUCAAUGAUUACGGAAAAUUAUUAGGUCAAGAGAAUUCUACCAGUCAACAUUUAAUAUCUCUUAUUGCGGUAUUGAACUGCUUUAUAGAUUACAAAUGGGAAAUUGAUAAUAAUGUUUUGAAGGUAGGCUUGAACUACCUAGAAACUAUCAGUAAUAUAUUGCUUCACUUUAGCGAUUACUCAGAGUACAAGAUAUGGCUUGAAAGAUAUAUUACAAAGUUAUAUAACAAAAUUGGCAACUGGGAAAGGUUAUUUGUGUUAACAUCUGAUUAUUCGCCGAUUGAAAUGGAAGUUAGAAACCUUAUAUUACAUAUAGGUCUGAAUAUCCCAAAGUUUCAAGACGUGUGUAGAAAAAUGUUCAAGAACUUUAUCAAUCCUAGUUCUAAUAAGACUUUCACGCCAAGGGAAUUAUUCCCAUCUAUUUUUAAUUUAACCAUGAGAAAGGCUAACCAAAAAGAAUACAAGCAAAUUUUGCAAUUAGUGAAAAAUUCAAAUAACUCGAUAUUGAAUAAUUCUAAUUCUUCUAUCGAACAUUUACAGACUGUUGCUGUUUCAUCAUUGUCGUUCGCUGAAAAUGAAGACCUACUUUCGAAAUCUUUAAACUUUGUUAUGACUAACAUUGAUUCCAAAUUGAUUGAGUUAGCCUUAAUAGGAUUUCAAUUCAAGCAUUCUAAAUCUGAUAUUUUAAAAUUAUGGCACUGGUACAAAUUGCACUAUGAUCAGUGGAUUUUGAAAUCUUUAAGAAAGGGUUCAGAUUGGGCAAAGCAAUUAGCAAUUACAAUGAAGAAUAUUUCAAAAAUAAUUCUUGGUGAUUUAAUGCAAUUCCAUAGUGAUUUAGUCUCAUUGAGAGAAGAAUUUGUUAAAGAAAAGCUUCAAAAAUUACCUGAACAUGGUCUCAAAGAUCUAGUUCAAGAUUUAGAAGAUACAAAUAUUGAAAAACAAACCAUUGGUAAAUUUUAUAAUGAUUUGAUUAAAAAUUUACCAUGA